AUAUGUAAAGUCCGUGCCAAACUUCGGAGUGAAGAAGUUUCAACGAGUUUCAAAAGCACGGUAUUGUGUUUCUAACGGGAUAAGUUACAAAAAGGAAAAAGAAGGGAAAAUCUGAUGGAACCUGUUGGUUUACCACAAGUCAAAUCUGUUGACGGAAGGGAUGUCCGCACGAAAGAGGAUGCUUGUCAGAUUUUGGAGCUGGCCACAAUUAAAGAGUCCGAUUUAAAUCCUGUGACGCAGUGUCUGUAUCCCAUGCAGGAAGAUAAGGUUGACGAUUUGAUAUUAUUGGAGGUAGACAAGCAUAUAUUGAAAGCGCUGAGUGAGGGCGAUACAGUAUCGUUCCGUGGCAACAAGCAUGACGAUGCGAUGUUGUGCACAAAAGAUCGCACCUACGAAGUGAAGGAAGCAGAGAUCUCCAACUCGUGGCUGUUGGUGCCAAACUUGAAACUCAGCAAGACGACAAGAACGGAGGAUGCAAUUGAGAGAACGACAGAGAGGCGAGAUAUAAAGAAAAUAUUUAACUCGUACUAUGAGGUGAAAGAAACCAAACCUAAUCUGGCAAAUUUGUCCACCAUUCUCGGCUCAUCAUCCUUCAAUGGAUUAGAAUAUGAAUCUAUGAUAGAUCCCAGCACUUUAUAUACUUGGGAGAGAUUACAAGGCGAGUUACAAGCUAGCGAUUGCGAAUUGAAACGAGCCUUAACAGAUUUUUUAAUAGCUGACAUAGAUGGAUAUUUGCGUCGCAUAUCAUUUGAUGUUGAAGCAAGAAGCCUGAAUUUAAUGUUGGAUUACUUCGGCGAACAAUCUUGGCAGAUUGAUGAGGUAGAUAAGGAAAGCACAUACGAAUGCCUAAAGGAGCUUAUUUAUGAGCCAGUGUUUAAUUCUAUAUUCGAAAGCUAUGCAGAAGUAAGCACAAAUGUAAAAGAUGACGGUAGUCCAUUGUACAAAUAUAACGAAGAGAAGUGCUGUGCGAUGAUAGCAAAGAUUCUUCUUGCGGCCUCUCCGACCACCGAGUAUAAAGAAUUUAUGGAAACGUGGAACAUUGGUACCCCAGAAAAGAUGCAGCCGAAAGAAGAGUAUUUAUGCGGAUUGGCUCUUGUAACGUACAACACCUCAAAAAUGCAGAAGGAGGUGAUAUCUUGUCCGGAAGUGGAUUUACCCAAUAAUAUACACGAUAGGCUCAAUGAACUUUUCCAAAUCAAAGCUAAGUGGACUGCCGAGGAGAUUACACCUUACAUCGUGCGUUUUACAAAAGAUACAAUGAACGCUAAUGCACUUUUAACGAAGUAUACCAGGUGUUCAACGAAAAAUGGGAUAAAGUACUACGGAUCGAAGCAUGGCAAAUGAUAUUGUAGCAACUACACACGUUCAUGGUACGCAUACUGCAAUUAUCUUACGAUAAAUGUACUAAUGUACACGUCAUCGAUGCCGGUACAAUAUUUUGAGACUGUUUGUAAUGCUGAAAUCAUACGCGCAGUUUAUUUUGCUUGUGAACAUGAUACAUAGUUACAUUUACACAAUUUAUAAAUAUUUUUAUAAAGAUCAAAUGAGA
Messenger RNA from Ooceraea biroi (clonal raider ant), 1549 nucleotides. Its product is annotated as sister chromatid cohesion protein DCC1. Gene Ontology annotation, biological process: mitotic sister chromatid cohesion; maintenance of mitotic sister chromatid cohesion. NCBI's taxonomy places the organism in Eukaryota, Metazoa, Arthropoda, Insecta, Hymenoptera, Formicidae. Gene Ontology annotation, cellular component: chromatin; chromosome, centromeric region; Ctf18 RFC-like complex. The record is from RefSeq and is a predicted model, not a curated record.